GCGCCUCUGAAGUGGAGGAAGUGCACAGUAGGGCUGCUGCUGUUUUCAUGGCUGUGUGUGUUCAUCUCUCCGGAUAACGAACAUUACAUAAUCGCAGGCAUCAGCGCAGCGGAGCGCCAGGACUUUCACGCCGCCCGGCGAGCACUGUGGUUAGCCGGCUACGUCUGGAGCUGAAGGGGAGCGGAGCGGCGCGGGUUAAGGUGGGCCUUGCCCGGAUAUCUGUCUGACAGGCAAAGCAAAGUCGUUCGCGCCUCCUGCCAAAUCACUACAAGCUACAAGAUAACAAACAAAACACCUCCGCACGUCCGCGUUUGAUCCCCGAAGAGCGCGCAGAAGCCACCUGGACUGAAACAGCCUACACAAAUGGCAGAUAACCUGAGUGAAGCCCUGAAGACGCUGAAGCUCUCUUCAGCAGACAGCACCUCAGACAGUGUGGAGAGCUGCCUGGACUGCCUGCUCAAAGCCCUGGCCCACAACAAUGUGGAAGCCAGUGAAAAGAUCCAGGAGAUGGGUGUUCUUCCCAUGAUGCCUUCUUUACUGGCCACACAGAAUUCCUGUACACCCAAAGUAGCCAACAUUAUAGCAGAGCUAGCCAAAAACGAGUUCAUGCGAAGUCCCUGUGUGGAGGCAGGGCUCAUACCCCCCUUGGUUCAGCUGCUGAACUGCAAAGACCAGGAGGUACUGCUUCAGACGGGUCGAGCCUUGGGCAACAUCUGCUACGACAGCCAUGAGGGCAGAAGUGCAGUUGACGAAGCGGGCGGUGCUCAGAUAGUAGCAGAGCACAUUAAGGCUCUGGUCCAUAACACUGACCCGGCCACCGGGAAGCUCUUGACUGUCUUUUGUGGCAUGCUGAUGAACUAUAGCAAUGAUAAUGACACAUUGCAGGCCCAGCUCAUUAGCAUGGGUGUGAUCCCUACUCUGGUGAAGCUUCUGGGAGUCCAUGCGCAGAACACAGCGUUAACAGAAAUGUGCCUCAUCGCCUUCGGGAACCUUGCCGAACUGGAAUCAAGUAAGGAACAGUUUGCAUCUACGAAUAUCGCUGAGGAGCUGGUGAGGCUGUUCCGGAAGCAGGUGGAGCAUGAAAAGAAGGAGAUGAUCUUUGAGGUGCUGGCUCCGCUGGCUGAGAAUGAUGCGAUAAAGCUGCAGCUGGUGGAGGCGGGGCUGGUGGAGUGUCUGUUGGACGUGGUUGGCCAGACAGUGGACAGUGACAGAGAGGAGGAUGUGGCUCAGCUCAAAACAGCCUCUGACCUCAUGGUGCUGUUGCUGCUAGGAGAUGAAUCAAUGCAGAAGCUGUUCGAGGGAGGUAAAGGAAGUGUGUUCCAGAGGGUCCUCUCUUGGGUCCCAUCUAACAACCACCAGUUGCAGCUUGCUGGGGCACUGGCUAUUGCUAACUUUGCCCGCAAUGAUGGAAACUGCAUCCACAUGGUAGACACCGGUAUUGUGCAAAUGCUGCUGGAGCUGCUGGACAGACAUGUAGAAGAAGGAAAUGUUACAGUGCAGCAUGCGGCACUCAGUGCCCUAAGAAACCUGGCCAUCCCAGUGGUGAACAAAUCUAAGAUGCUCUCAGCCGGCGUGGCGGACGUGGUGCUGAAGUUCCUCCAGUCAGAAAUGCCACCAGUCCAAUUCAAACUGCUGGGAACAUUACGGAUGCUCAUCGACACACAAGCGGACGCUGCGGAUCAGUUGGGGACGAAUUGCAAGCUGGUGGAGAGGCUGGUGGAGUGGUGUGAGGCUAAAGACCACGCAGGAGUGAUGGGAGAAUCCAAUCGCCUGCUUUCAGCGCUCAUCCGCCACAGCAAGUCAAAGGAGGUGGUCGGAACCGUUAUUCAGUGUGGGGGUGUGAAGCACCUGGUGACCAUGGCAACAAGCGAGCACAUGAUCAUGCAGAAUGAAGCUCUGGUGGCCUUGGGACUCAUCGCAGCACUAGACUUAGAUUCAGCAGAAAAGGAUUUUGUGGGAGCCACUCUGGUGCAAGUUCUGCACAAGCUGCUGACGGAGGAGAAGAGCGCUCCUGAGAUCAAAUACAACUCUAUGAUCCUCAUCUGCUCUGUCAUGGGUUCAGAACCACUACAUAAAGAAGUACAGAGUCUGGCGUUUAUUGAUGUUGUCUCCAAACUACGCUCCCAUGAGAACAAAACGGUGGCACACCAGGCCUCACUCACAGAACAGAGGCUAACAGCACAGAGCUAAAAGACUCUUUUACACACAUACAUGCAUAAACACAGAUAUACACACACACACCUCAUCCACUCUCUGCCUGCCAACCCUUCCUAUACACACCCUUAACCUCCCCUGACCCCCACUGUCUCCCUCUGUCAUGUGCCAAGGUUAUCCAGUCCUACUCGACCUCCCUAAUCUAAAGCCACCUCUCCUCACUCUGCGCUCUUAAAAGUAAAGGUGCCAAAAAACUGUUCUCUGGAGAGAUGCUAUUGAAGGACCACUCUUUGUUCUGAAAAGAACCUUUCAAUAGAAGAAGAACCAAGAAGAAUCACAUUUUUGUAAAUGAGAUGUGUGUGAAGAACCUAAUGAAGUUCUUAUAACCUAUAACAUCCACAUAAUGUAAAGCUUCUAUACCAAUUAUAGGUUUUGGCCUACAAAUGUACGGCCAAGCCAAGAGCCAUUCAGGAACCUUUAUUUUUAAGAGUGUCAGCGCAUGCGUUCAUGACUCAGAAAUGUCUGACAUCAUAGACAGCCUUCUGCAAUAGGUUUCUGCAAGAUACCAGAGAGCGCAACACUUUUUAAAAGACCAUAGCUGUGAUACACGAAGCAUCCGUGUCAUCAAGAAAGACGAAAAUGCAAAAAAAGUAAAAAAAUAAAAAUAAAAAAAAACCCACAAGCUAAAAAAAAUACAGAAAAAAAGAACUAGACAAUAACCACAUGAGGGCUGGAGGAGGAAUGAGUGCAGCCAUACAUUCUUGCUGUGUACAAAAACCCCACGUGUUCCAUGUAGCUUGAGUACCAGCCGAUUUUGAAACCUGCAUGUUUUUUAAAUAGUCUGAUUUAAUGGUGUACUCGUGUUCAGCUAGCCAGACUUUGCUCUUAACGAUACACCGCCCCCUGCCUUUCCCCCACCUUUCCUCCCCAAACCUGCCUUCGACAUGUAUGAGUAGAGAUCAAAAUGUGUUUGUACUGUAUAGGGGUCUGGACCAGAGUGGACUCUUCACGUUUGACCUCUUGGUCCUAGUGCUGCCCAUGUUCAUAUCUGUGGAAGUCAAUUUAUUGGAAAGAGCUAAUUCCAUAUCACUAGUCUGUUGCAUUUUGAACUAGAAUAUUAUUGUCAAAUGGACAUUUGAACAAAUAAUCAUGUCUUGGUACCGAUGAAUGAGUCGUUCUACUUGCCGAUUUUAAUGUCACCACAUUGUCUGGGCAGAAAACCUUAAUCAUGAUCGUGUGUGUAAGUUGACUGACUGUUUUCUAUGAAGGAAGGACCUGUUUGAGCAUUUGAGAUGGCACAGAAUCAAUAAUCAAUUACCUGGUGCCACAUUAUUAGGAUGGUCCCCUAUAGAUAAUCUACAAAUACUCAAAUUAUUAACAUUCUGGUGAAAUUGUUGAUUAUCAACAGUGAGUGUGGGAAUAGGAUUAUAACCAGCCUUGAGAUUCAGAUUAGGUUUUGAUGUUAACGUUACUAUUAGCAUUAGAGUGAGAGAUUUAUUUACAGAUAGGGAAACGUUAGAUUGAUAUUAAAAAUAUCAUUUAAAUAAAAUUAAAUCAAUUAAAAUAAUUAUAAAGUUACUUAGAAUGGUCUGAUGUAAAAUGGUGAAUUGUAGAGAAACUUACUGAGUGAUUUCUUUUUUUUUUUUUUUUUAAUUACAAUGAUGGUGAUGGGAACCAGGGCUCACAAAGUCUUCAACACACAUCCAGCAAUUUUAUUUACAUCCAAAACCACUAGUGCACCUACAUGUGAUUUGCUGUAAGUAGUGAUAAAUGUGAAAAAAUAGUAAUUUUUCUCUAUUUUUAUCAUUUUGCUUAUCUCUCUUCAUGAAUUGUUUUAAAGCUAAAGCUUUAUCCUAACCCUGUCAUCUACCAACGUCUCAGACAUCAGAGAGCAUAUUCUUAACUACUUCAUGUAAUAACUUUGUGAGGUAGAUUUUGGAGGCAUGAAACGUCUGGUUUCUAUCACCACCACUGAGAAACCACAUCAAACCUCUCUGGAUGACUUUCUUUACAUCUUUCCAUUUAAUGCAAGUUAAAAGCAUUUGCAGGGCAUCUACAGUGGACCAUCGAAAUAAAGCUUUAGCAGUAACUUUAUACUGUGCAGUCGGUUGAAAUGGAGUGCAUUGCCACUUCUCUCUACAACUUGACUGCCAAUACAGGUGUGUUAACAAAACAGUUCAGUGUAAUGGGAUAUGAAUUUGUAGGUCAAUUGUGGGUCCAAAGACAGUAAUAACGCAUCAUGUCAGGUGUCAUGAAAGGGCUUUAACAAGAUGGGAUGUGUGUUUGUGUUGUGUUUGAAGGGGGCUGAAAGCCGACAACUCCACUAACCAUUGAGAAAACACACAACCUGUUCUGACUGUCUUAGAAAAUGUGCUGUUGUGUGCUCUUUAUCAGAUGUGUGCAUUUGAUACUGUGGUACAUUUUUAUUUCCUCAGACGGAUCUUAGCAUGUGUACGGGUUUGUCCACAGAGUAUCGCAGAACAUGCACCUCCCCUACAUGUUUGGGAUAUUGUAACCACCCCGGUGUGGCCAUUUUAUGUUUUGGUAAACGAUUCUUAUUUAUCAGAUUUGUACCAAUAAGGAACCACACAGCAGUCCAACAUAUCCAUAAUAACUGCAUUACAAAUAUAAACUCAACUAGUUGUUGUAAAUGUAAUUGAUGAAUUGUACAUUUGGAAGAUUGAGACUCUGAUUAUUAAAGACAAUUGCUGGCGAUGAA
Messenger RNA from Pygocentrus nattereri (red-bellied piranha), 4873 nucleotides. It is a transcript of the gene rap1gds1, whose product is annotated as RAP1, GTP-GDP dissociation stimulator 1. The record is from RefSeq and is a predicted model, not a curated record. The transcript is spliced from 15 exons. Gene Ontology annotation, molecular function: guanyl-nucleotide exchange factor activity; protein binding. Bases 364 to 2190 code for a protein of 608 amino acids. Gene Ontology annotation, biological process: positive regulation of GTPase activity. Lineage: Eukaryota; Metazoa; Chordata; Actinopteri; Characiformes; Serrasalmidae. Gene Ontology annotation, cellular component: cytosol.